UGAAGCAGAGCAGCCCGAUGACCAGUCCGGAGAUUUCACCUCAUCCCUGAGCGCGCGCUGACAGAAAAAAAAAUAGACAUACUCCACUUCACAUCCUGAGGCUCUCUCUUCUCCUGCGGAUAAACCGUGCAGCUGUUCGGAUUCAUGUGUUCCCCGAUGGCUGAGUGGUGUGAAGACAGUCUCUCGUCUCCGUCCUGCUGUUAGUAGUUGAGGUGAAUAAUUAACAUCCAGAAAGUUCCAGAGAGUUCACAGAGACCAAUACAGACCAGUACAGACCAGUACAGACCAGUACAGACCAGUACAGCAGGGGACUCACUGGUGAGUGUAUUUUCUCAGUAGACAUUAAAGAGAAGUUAUAAAACAACAACAACAACACCAUCACCACCACCACCACCAACAACAACAACAACAACAACAACAAUACCAACAACAACAACAACAACAACACCAACAACAACAACAACAAUACCAACAACAACACCACCAACAACAACAACAACACCACCAACAACAACAACAGACUCAUCCUGCUGUUGAACACACACUCACACACACCGAGGGGGAAUGAAGACAGCCGAGUCUGAAGACAGGAUGUCUUCCAAGCGACCAGCCUCUCCAUAUGGGGGAACAGAUGGAGAGGUAGUCAUGGCGACGAGCAGACAGCGAUUGGACGAUGACGAGGUUGACGGACACGCUGUCAUUCACCUGCCCCUGAGCUCCUACUGCAGCUCGCCGCGAGCCCCGGACAGCCCGCCCACACUACACAGCAUCACGGAGCAGGAGAGCAGUAAAGGCCUGGCGCUGAGCCCGUACCCCCAGCACAACACUUCUACCUCACCCAGUAAACAGCAGCAGCAGGACGAGGGCUCGGGUUCGGCCACGGCUCUGGGAACGCCGGAGAGGCGUAAAGGCAGCCUGGCCGACGUGGUGGACACGCUGAAACAGCGCAAGAUGGAGGAGCUGAUCAAGAGUGAGCCUGAGGAGGCCCCCAGCAUUGAGAGGCUUCUGUCCAAGGAUUGGAAGGACAAGCUGCUCGCGAUGGGCUCCGGUCACUUUGGAGAGAUCAAAGGUACCCCGGACAGCCUGGCGGAGAAGGAGAGGCAGCUGAUGGGCAUGAUCAGCCAGCUGAGCAGCCUGAGGGAGCAGCUGUUAGCCGCCCACGAGGAGCAGAAGAAGCUGGCCGCCUCGCAGAUCGAGAAACAGAGACAGCAGAUGGAGCUGGCCAAGCAGCAGCAAGACCAGAUCGCUCGACAACAACAGCAGCUUCUGCAGCAACAGCACAAAAUCAACCUCCUGCAGCAACAGAUCCAGCAGGUCCAGGGUCAGCUGCCACCUCUGAUGAUUCCUGUUUUCCCUCCAGAUCAGAGGACUCUGGCAGCAGCCGCAGCCCAGCAAGGAUUCCUCCUGCCCCCAGGCUUCAACUACAAACCCGGCUGCAAUGACCCAUACCCCCUUCAACUCAUCCCAACCACCAUGGCGGCUGCUGCGGCUGCAACACCAGGCCUUGGCCCUCUUCAACUUCAGCAGCUGUAUGCGGCUCAGUUGGCAGCCAUGCAGGUAUCUCCAGGGUCCAAGCACAGCGCCGUGUCCCAGUCCAACCUGGCAGCAGGAACACACUCGCCUACCAGUGGCCAGAGCGAGAAGAGCAGGAACAGCCCACCACCCAAGGCCAAGGACGAGGGCGCUCAGCCCCUGAAUCUGUCAUCCAAGCCUAAGACAUCCGAGAGCAAGUCACCCACCUCCCCCGCUUCCCCACAGGUCCCUACCAUGAAGCUGGGUCCCGGAUCCAUGAAGCACAGUGCCCCCUCAAGCAUCGGAGUACCUCCGCCCAGAGUCAGCUCCAUAGACCUGCUGUCGUCCAUCACUUCUGGAGGCUACCUGAAUGACCAUGAGGCCGUGAGUAAGGCCUUCCAGGAGGCACGGCAGAUGAAGGAGCAGCUGAAGCGAGAGCAGCAGGUCCUGGAUGCUAAAGUGGCAGCGGUCAACAGCCUCACCCUCAACAACGGACGCUCGGAGAAGGAGAAACCGGCUCUCGAUAGUCUGAGUCAGCAGAUGAAGCAGUCCGAGGAGAGCAAGUUCACACACGCCAUGAUGGACUUCGGCAUGAGCGGCGACUCUGACGGUAGCCCCAGCGUGUCAGAUUCGAGGAUUUUCCGUGAGGCUCGAGGUCGUGGAAACGGUGAGCCGCACAUCAAGAGGCCCAUGAACGCCUUCAUGGUUUGGGCGAAAGACGAGAGGAGGAAAAUCCUGCAAGCUUUUCCCGACAUGCACAACUCCAACAUCAGCAAAAUCCUCGGUUCUCGCUGGAAAGCCAUGACUAAUCUGGAGAAGCAGCCGUACUACGAGGAGCAGGCGCGUCUCAGCAAGCAGCACCUGGAGAAAUACCCCGACUACAAGUACAAGCCCCGGCCCAAGCGCACCUGCCUGGUGGACGGCAAGAAGCUGCGCAUCAGCGAGUACAAGGCCAUCAUGCGCAACCGCAGGCAGGAGAUGCGCCAGUACUUCACUGUGGGGCAGCAGGGUCAGUUGCCGCUCUCUUCAGCGGGCGUGGUCUACCCCGGCGCUCUCUCCAUGGCUGGAAUGCCGUCCCCUCAGAUGCCGUCCGAGCACUCCAGCAUGUCCAGCAGCCCUGAGCCGGCUCCACCCACCAACCCACCCUCGUACCUCAGCCUCGGCAAGGGAGAUGAACCUCGCAUCAAGGAGGAGGUGCUGCGGAUGGACGAGAGCAACGGCGACGCCUACGACGACUUCGACUACGAGGACGACGACGGGGACUUCGGCAGCGACAGCGAAAACCACGUCGCGCAGUAAAUGACAAAAAAAUAGAAACGCUUGGGAAGGGAGGUUUGUUUUUGAAGUUUUUUUCGUGGAGCCGAUUCCUCCUUUCUUGUCCCCCUGGGCCUCCUUCUCUAAAUCCACCCUAAUCAGGACUCGGAUCGAAUCAGAGCCACGCCCCCUACCCCCCUCCCACGACAACCGUCACCCCUCCCCCCAUUCAUUCGCCCUGAUACCAGCAGCAGCAAAGAAGCACAGGACGUGUAACUGUUACACUAAAGGAGGACGUCACGUGAGCGCCACGUGCCAUCGCAUCUCGAGUAAGCUACAGGAAGUCAGAUAUGAUACGAUACGAUAAGGAAACUUUCACACACACACACACACACACACAAAAACUUAUUAUAAUAAUAAAUAAAUGAAAAAAACAACAACAGGACCUGUUGCGCGGCCUGUCACUUUAAAACGGUGGACCUGCUUGUCUAUAAAGAGACUUUUUGGUUUUUUCUGGGUUCUAUAAUAUUCUCACUCAGGUACACGGUGCCAACAAGUGGCUUGUGAAUGUGAUUUGUUGUUUUUGUGCUUAUGGUUUUAAUAGAGCUAAAAGAAAAAGGAAAAAAAAAAAACACUUUUAUUUUUCCUGGUUUUUGACGUUUCAAAAAAAACAAAAACAAACAAAAAAAAACAAACACCA
Molecule: messenger RNA, 3466 nt
Organism: Hemibagrus wyckioides
Lineage: Eukaryota; Metazoa; Chordata; Actinopteri; Siluriformes; Bagridae
Gene: sox5
Product: SRY-box transcription factor 5
Exons: 18
Coding region: 565-2811 (748 amino acids)
Biological process (GO): cell fate commitment; positive regulation of chondrocyte differentiation; regulation of transcription by RNA polymerase II
Cellular component (GO): nucleus
Molecular function (GO): DNA-binding transcription factor activity, RNA polymerase II-specific; RNA polymerase II cis-regulatory region sequence-specific DNA binding
Source: RefSeq, a predicted model, not a curated record